Molecule: messenger RNA, 2499 nt
Organism: Lonchura striata (white-rumped munia)
Lineage: Eukaryota; Metazoa; Chordata; Aves; Passeriformes; Estrildidae
Source: RefSeq, a predicted model, not a curated record
AUGUCGCCGCGGGGUUAUUUGCAGCCAAUUCCGGUUUAUUUUUACCGCCGCUCCCUCCCUGCCGCCCCCCGUGGGCGCCGCCGCGUCCCCGGUCACCGCCACCCCCGGUCACCGCCACCCCCGGUCACCGCCACCCCCGGGCGCGGCGGCCGCGGCCGCCCCGCGGGGGGUGCCCACCGUGCCAGGCUGCUGGUGGGAGCCCCCCGAGCGCGGGCGCUGCCCGGCCAAGGCGCCAACCGGAGCGGGGCCCUGUUCGCCUGCCCGCUGAGCACCGGGACCGCCGACUGCCGCCGGGUGCCCAUCGACGAGGGAGUGGACCCGCAGAGCGAGAGCAAAGAGGAGCAGUGGCUGGGGGUCAGCGUCAAGAGCCAAGGGCCCGGCGGGAAGGUCGUGACCUGCGCUCACCGGUACGAGGUGCGGCACCGCGUGGCGCAGCCGCUGGAGACGCGGGACGUGAUCGGGCGCUGCUUCGUGCUGAGCCAGGACCUGCGGCUGCGGGACGAGCUGGACGGCGGCGAGUGGAAGUUCUGCCAGGGCCGCCCGCAGGGCCACGAGCGCUUCGGCAGCUGCCAGCAGGGCCUGGCGGCCAACUUCAGCCCCGACCGCCGCUACCUGCUGCUCGGGGCGCCCGGCACCUACAACUGGAAGGGCACCCUGCGCGUGGAGCGGCUCCCCCGGAGCCCCCUGGAGCUGCUGCUGCCGGACUCGGGCCCCUUCGAAGCGGGGGGGGAGAAGGAGCGGGACCCCUCCCUCAUCCCCGUGCCCGCCAACAGCUACCUCGGGUUCUCGGUGGACUCGGGGCCGGGCCUGACGCGGCGGCAGCAGCUCAGCUUCGUCACGGGCGCGCCCCGUGCCAACCACACGGGCGCCGUGGCGAUCCUGCGGCGGGACGGUGCCAACCUGCUGCGGGCAGAGGCGCUGCUGCCCGGGCACCAGCUCAGCUCCGCCUUCGGACACGCGCUGGCGCUGCUGGACCUCAACAGCGACGGGUGCGGGCACCGGCCCCGCACCGCGGAGCCCGGGUCCCGCACCGCGGAUCUCGGGUCCCGCAUCUCGGGGAGCGUGGAGCUGCCGCGGCAGCGCGAGCGGCGCUGCGUGCCCGCCACCUUCCGCCUGCACGACGAGAUCCGGGACAAGCUGCGGCCCGUGGGGGUCAGCCUGGCCUUCGCCAUCGCCGGGGGGGCAGUCCCAGGGGUGAGGGUGGCACUGCCACCUCUCCGAGUGCCCAGGGAUGUCCCCAAGGCAGUGACAGGGGUGAGGGUGGCACUGCCACCUCUCGCUGGGCGCCCGCGGUGUCCCCACGGUGGCUGUGCCCGCAGGGACGAGGCUGGCACUGCCAUCUUCGCCGUCAGCGAGCAGAAGGACGUGGCGCUGGAGGUGCUGGUGACCAACGAGCCCUCGGUGCCCGCGGAGCCGCAGCGGGACGGGGACGAUGCCCACCAGGCGCUGCUGGCCGCCGCCUUCCCCCCGGAGCUGCCCUACGCCGCCCUGCGCAGCGACGGGCACGGGGACAAGGUUCUGUGCUUGGCCAACCAGAACGGCUCCAGGGUGGAGUGCGAGCUGGGGAACCCCCUCAAACGGGGGGCCCAGNNNNCCUUCUUCCUCAUCCUCAGCACCCCCCCCAUCUCCAUCCACACCACGGAGCUGGCGGUGCGGCUGGAGCUGUCCACCACCAGCGAGCAGCCGGGGCUGGAGCCGGUGGUCGCCCGCGUCCGCGUGGUCAUCGAGCUGCCCCUGGCCGUGAUGGGCGUGGCCGUGCCCCCCCGGGUGUUUUUUGGGGGGCAGGUGGUGGGGGAGAGCGCGGUGAAGAGGGAGAGCCAGGUGGGGAGCGCCGUCAGCUUCGAGGUCACGGAGUUCCUGGGCGUGCAGCACCUGGAGCUGAUCGUGCGCGCCGAGGUCUCGGUCACCUCACCCCACGGCAACGUCCUCGUCAGGGACCCGGUGGCGCAGAUGUCGCUGUCGGUGCACGCGGAGCCGGGCGUGGCCGUGCCCGCUGUCCCCAAUGUCCCAAUGACCCCUAUGUCGCUGUCGGUGCACGCGGAGCCGGGCGUGGCCGUGCCCACUGUCCCCAAUGUCCCAAUGACCCCUCGUGACCCCGUGCCCCCGCAGAUGUCGCUGUCGGUGCACGCGGAGCCGGGCGUGGCCGUGCCCGCCGUGCCCUGGUGGGUUCUGCCGCUGGCGGCGCUGCUGGGGCUGGCGCUGCUGGGGCUGCUGGUGCUGGCGCUGCGCAAGGUGAGGGCGCCGCGACACAUCCCGGGAUACGUCGGGAUAUAUCCCGGGAUAACUCGCGAUAUAUCCCGUGAUACCUCGCGAUAUAUCCCAGGAUACGCGGGGUUUUUCCGCCGCGCGCCGCCGCCGGCCGUGCCGCGCUUCCGCGCCGUGCGCAUCCCCCGGGAGCAGCGGCCGCAGGCCAGCGACGGCCGCACCGGCACCGUCCGGCGGCCGCACUGGGCGGCCGGAGCCGCCGAGAGCCCCGGCGCCGCGCCCGCAACGGCCUGA